AUGACUCGAGCUGAGCGUACGCAAAAUAUGGACAUUUUUAAGCAGGAAAAUGACGUGAGCGUCAUACUCGUUUCAUUAAAGGCUGGUGGUGUUGGGAAUCCUUCAGUAGAAAAUCAAGCGAUUGAUAGAAUCCACCGAUUAGGACAGACCUCUGCUGAUUCUGUGGAAGAGCGUAUUUUAGAAAUGCAACGUCGCAAAUUAGAACUUGCAGAGUUAACAUUAUCCAAAAAAUUGAGUAAACAAGAAAUUGCAAAACGUAGAUUAGAGGAUUUAAAAAUGCU
Molecule: messenger RNA, 281 nt
Organism: Racocetra fulgida
Lineage: Eukaryota; Fungi; Glomeromycota; Glomeromycetes; Diversisporales; Gigasporaceae
Source: the annotation of a GenBank genome assembly